UUUGUGUUGAACACUAACGUCAACACUACAGAAUGUUUCGUGUUGAAGUGGUUCAUCAAAACGUUCAGUAAUGAAGUGGUUCCUCACGCGCCCACUUCUAUCUGUUUUCUGUCAUAAAUUUUCCACCAUGACCAGCUCCGGCGCCAAUCCCUUUGUCCAGUUCCAGGCAUCCUUUACCCAGGACGGCAAUGUCUACAAGUAUUUUGAUCUGCCCUCCAUCGACAGCAAAUAUGAUUCGCUGCCCUUCUCCAUUCGCAUUCUGCUGGAAUCUGCGGUGCGCAAUUGCGACAAUUUCCAUGUGCUGGAGAAGGAUGUGCAGAGCAUCCUGGGAUGGACUCCAUCGCUGAAGCAGGGAACCAGCGAUGUGGAAAUUCCCUUCAAGCCAGCUCGUGUUAUAUUGCACAUAUUGCCUACUUUCAGGACACUACUGGCGUUCCCGCCGUCGUGGACUUUGCUGCCAUGCGGGAUGCUGUCCGUGACCUGGGCGGCAAUCCGGAGAAAAUCAAUCCCAUCUGCCCGGCUGCUAUGACCAUCGACCAUUCCAUUCAAGUUGAUUUUGUUCGCUCCUCGGACGCGUUGACCAAAAACGAGUCUCUGGAGUUUCAGCGCCAUAAAGAGCGAUUCACCUUCCUCAAAUGGGGAUCCCGCGCUUUCGAUAAUUUGCAAAUUUUGCCCCCCGGUGCUGGCAUUGUGCAUCAGGUUAACUUGGAGUACCUAGCCCAAAUGGUCUUCGAGAGUGACAAUUCAGAUGGAUCAAAGACCAUUUACCCGGAUAGCAUCUUGGGCACUGACUCCCACACGACAAUGAUCAAUGGUUUGGGUCUCCUAGCCUGGGGUAUUGGCGGCAUCGAGGGGGAGGCCGUGAUGUUGGGCCAGUCCGUUUCCAUGCUGCUGCCAGAGGUGAUUGGCUAUAGGCUAGAGGGCAAACUAGGCCCGCUGGUCACAUCCACCGAUCUGGUCUUGACCAUCACCAAGCAGUUGCGUCAGCUAGGUGUCAUCGGCAAGUUCGUGGAGUUCUACGGCCCCGGAGUGGCAGAGCUCAGCAUUGCAGAUCGCGCCACCAUCAGCAACAUGUGCCCGGAAUAUGGAGCCACUGUGGGUUUCUUCCCAAUCGAUGAAAGCACCCUGAGCUACAUGCGCCAGUCCAAUCGCUCAGAGAAGAAAAUCGAUAUUACCCGGCAGUAUUUGAAGGCUACUCGACAGUUUCGUGACUAUUCCCGUGAGGAUCAAGAUCCCCAAUUCACGCAGUCUAUAACUCUGGAUUUAUCCACGGUGGUGAGCUCGGUUUCGGGGCCCAAGCGACCGCACGAUCGCGUUUCCGUAACUAGCCUGUGCGAAGACUUCAAGUCGUGCCUUGUAAGUCCUGUCGGCUUCAAGGGAUUCGCCAUACCGCCGAGUGACUUGGCUGCCAGUGGUGAAUUCCAAUGGCAUGACGGAAAGACCUAUAAGAUUAAUCAUGGUUCGGUUGUGAUUGCUGCCAUUACCUCCUGCACGAACACUUCGAAUCCCUCGGUGAUGUUGGGCGCUGGUCUGCUGGCCAAAAAUGCCGUGCAAAAAGGCCUGAGUGUUCUGCCUUACAUCAAGACCUCAUUGUCACCAGGAUCUGGGGUGGUUACUCACUAUCUCAGGGAAUCCGGUGUCAUUCCCUACCUGGAGCAGCUGGGCUUCAAUAUUGUGGGUUAUGGUUGCAUGACCUGCAUUGGCAACUCGGGUCCGCUCGAUGAGAACGUAGUGAACACGAUCGAAAAUAACGGACUGGUUUGCUGUGGAGUCCUGUCUGGAAACCGCAAUUUCGAAGGUCGCAUUCAUCCCAGUACUAGGGCCAAUUAUCUGGCCAGUCCGCUGCUGGUGAUUGCCUACGCAAUUGCCGGUCGUGUGGAUAUCGAUUUCGAGAUCGAACCGUUGGGCGUGGAUUCCAAUGGCAAGGGGGUGUUUCUGCGCGACAUAUGGCCUGCACGCAGCGAGAUUCAGGAUGCGGAGCAGAAGUACGUUAUUCCCUCCAUGUACCAGGAGGUGUACAGCAAUAUUCAGCUGGGAUCGAGGGACUGGCAGACGCUGGAGGUGGCUGAUAGCACGUUGUAUCCGUGGAAUGAAGAUUCAACAUACAUUAAACUACCACCGUUCUUGAAGGGUAUGACUCGUGAGCUGCCCAAACUUAAAGGUGUCGAGAAGGCUCGCUGUCUGCUGCUUCUCGGCGACUUUGUGACCACCGAUCACAUAUCGCCAGCCGGCGCCAUUGCACGAAAUUCACCAGCAGCACGCUAUUUGUCAGAUAGGGGUCUGACGCCUCGCGACUUUAACAUGUAUAGCUCGCGGCGUGGCCAUGAUGCCGUGAUGGUACGCGGAUGUUUUGCCAACAUCCGUCUGGUCAACAAACUGGCCUCCAAAAUCGGAUCCCUCACCCUGCACGUGCCAAGUGGCGAGGAGAUGAACGUCUUCGAUGCGGCGCAACGGUAUGCGAGCGAAGGUACACCUUUGGUUCUGAUCGCGGGCAAGGACUACGGCAGUGGCAGCUCACGUGAUUGGGCUGCCAAGGGACCAUUUAUGUUGGGCGUCCGAGCGGUAAUCGCUGAAUCGUUCGAGCGCAUUCACCGUUCCAAUCUGGUGAACAUGGGCAUCAUUCCGCUGCAAUUCUUGCCUGGCCAGAGCGCCGAAACCCUGAAACUGAGUGGCAAGGAGGUGUACAACAUUGUCCUGCCCGAGAAUCUGAAGCCGGGCCAGAGGAUUCAGGUCGAUGCCGGUGGCAAUGUCUUUGAGACCAAGUUGCGGUUCGACACCGAAGUGGACAUAACGUACUACAAGAACGGUGGCAUUUUGAAAUACAUGGUCCGCAAAAUGCUAGAUUCGUGAAUGCAAUAGUUAACUUGUAUAUUCCAUAUGCAUUUAAAGGUGAUAUUUAACUGUUAUUUUGUGACAGAAAAUAAAAUUAG
Drosophila teissieri is the source of this 2930-nucleotide messenger RNA. RefSeq names its product cytoplasmic aconitate hydratase (gene Irp-1A). The transcript has 7 exons. Gene Ontology annotation, molecular function: aconitate hydratase activity; 4 iron, 4 sulfur cluster binding. Gene Ontology annotation, biological process: tricarboxylic acid cycle; citrate metabolic process. Bases 331 to 2850 code for a protein of 839 amino acids. The record is from RefSeq and is a predicted model, not a curated record. Lineage: Eukaryota; Metazoa; Arthropoda; Insecta; Diptera; Drosophilidae. Gene Ontology annotation, cellular component: cytosol; mitochondrion.